CUCGCCCUCAUCCUCAACCCCUCUUACUCUUCUGUCCAGCAGCUCCAGCCACCGAAACCCCACUCAGAAAGACAAAAUCAACCAACGCCGGCUGCAUCGAGAUGGGUCCAGCAAGGCGUUGCUCUUGAGCGGAGCAGCAGCAGCCGCGCGAGCUUGAAGGCGGCGGCUGCUUCGUCCUCCAUCGGGCAGCGGCAGAUCUGGCCGAUUCCGACGCGGUGGCCUCCCGAUCUGAGUUCCUCGCCUGCAAGCACUGGCCAUGGCGCCGCCGCGUGUGCGGGAGCUGGGGGAGAUGUGCGAGCUCAUGGAGGAGAUCCUGAUCCGCAUCCCGCCGGACGAGCCUGCGGACCUCAUCCGCGCCUCCCUCGUCUGCAAGGCUUGGUGCGGCCUCGUCUCCGGCCACGCCUUCCGCAGCCACUACCGCACCUUCCACAAAACACCUCCCAUGCCUGGCUUCCUACAGAGCUGGGAGAAGGAAGGUCAAAGCUUCGUCCCCACCACAAGAUUCCGUCCCCGCAAUUGCAAGCCGCAGGACAGUUCCGUGCUCGAUUGCCGCCAUGGCCGCGUUCUUCUUAUGUGUUACUACGAUGGGUAUGCGGAUGCGGAUGAGGAUGAGGAGGAGGAAGAUGAUGACGAUGGAGAGGAGGAAGAUUAUUACGACGAAGAUGAUUACGAGGAAUAUGAAGAGAUGGUAGUCUGGGACCCCUUGUCUGGGAGACGAAUGAAGUUGCGCAAUCCUGGCAUCUUCAACCCCCGCAUCAAUCAUGUCUGGAAAGACUAUUCGGCCACGGUGCUCUGUGCGGCGGAUGGCUGCAACCACGAUGCCUGCAACUUGGCCCCAUUUUUGGUGGCGUUUGUCGUCCUUGCAACAUGGAUGACCUUGGCAACAUGGAUGACCGAAAGAAGGUCGUGCGGGCGUCUGUAUACUCAUCAGAGACCCAGGAGUGGACCUCACCAGCCUCUAUUCACGUCGGCUCCGUUGGAGCGCUUGGAGCCGGCAUGGUUGGAAGGCCUGGUGUCCUCGUUGGACAAGCACUCCACGUCCUCAUUGAUCGUUAUGAGGGGGACAGUUGUAUUAUCAAGUAUGACUUGGGUAGUCAUAGCCUAUCAGUUAUUGAUCUGCCAGGGUUGUGUGUGUUUAUGCGGAAAAACCCUCUCCUCAUUUUGUCAGAAGACGGUAGGUUAGGGGUUGUAGACUUAGACGAGCAUGGGCUAUGCCAUAUGUGGUCGGUGGAGGUGAGCGUCGAUGGAGUAGCGUCAUGGAUCAAACUCAGAGAAAUGGACUUCGGGACCCCUUGGCAAUACCAGGAGCUCAGAUUCUCUAGGGUUUGUUGGCUGUGUGGAGGGCACCGAUAUCCUUGUUGUGGCCACAAAUAUUGGUGCAUUCACAAUUGAGCUCAAGUCCUUGAGGUGGAGGAAAUUGUCGAGUAAGCCGUAUAAGGACAUAUACUUGGCUAAUGUGUUUGGGAGUCUCUUUCUCUACAUGAGCUUCAACAAUCCACCUGCGGUGGCAGGUGUUAUGGAGGUGGCCAAAGAAAGCCAGAUCAGGCAGUGAAGUAGGUCAUGGCGAUGCGACAGUUUGAAUCGAGAGAAGAACUUGGUCUUGAGUAUGAUGAAGAUGUCGAUGUGAACUUCCAACCGUACAGUGAAAUGAUGGCGAGUCUUAACAAAAGGAGAGAAGUUUCUCGCUGAGGACGUAGUCAUGGGAGUAUCUCUGAUCAUAUGUAUGUCUCACAUCAGUUUUAUCAGCCGAACUGCUCCACAGUUUUGGUAGUUUCUUAGGCAGCGCGUUUGUUGCAUUUGUUGUAGUUUGUCCAGACAGAUGGUGUUGUUCCACUGAUGAUAACAUAUCUGCUCAGAGAACUCUAGCUGGUAGCUUCAGUAGCAGUUUAUCUGUGGUUUGCAGAAUGUUUUCAACUAGGUGUGUGAUAUAACUUCUUCGCCAUCUUAAAUUAUAUAUCAAGGCGUCUUAUUACUGACAA
Molecule: messenger RNA, 1979 nt
Organism: Aegilops tauschii subsp. strangulata
Lineage: Eukaryota; Viridiplantae; Streptophyta; Magnoliopsida; Poales; Poaceae
Molecular function (GO): protein binding
Source: RefSeq, a predicted model, not a curated record